AUGUCCGUAUCAGCGGAGGGCGCGGCGAGCGCGACUACGAACAAGUUCGUUACUGCCCUCGUCACCAAUCUGGGCCUGCUCGCCGUUGAGGUUGGUGCAUUCGUGGUUCUGAAACAAAGGUUCGGGAGAAUAUACCAAGCGAGAACCUAUCUCCCGCCGGUCGACAAACGAUCGCAGAAACUGCCAAGCGGGCCAUGGCGCUGGGUACCAGCCAUCUUGCACUCGCCCUUGGAAGAUAUUAUACAUAAGAACGGGCUCGAUGCAUACAUGUUUCUCCGAUAUAUCCGACUACUCAUCAUCAUAUUUCUUAUAUUUACCUUACUUACAUUUCCUAUCAUCAUACCCCUCGACGCGAUCGGAUUGGACACGGGGAGGACUGGGCUGGAUAGGAUAACAUGGUCGAACCUGGCCGACUCAGACGAGCAGAUUCGCUUUGUUGGCCAUAUAAUACUUGCGUAUCUCCUCACAGGCAUAGUCGUGUUUAUGAUUCGUCGGGAGAUGAAUCAUUUCGUACACAUGCGCCAUCAAUUCCUUCUCAGUGAAUCCCAUUCAAGGCUGCCGCAAGCACGAACCGUCCUCAUUACCGCCGUUCCAGAUGAGCUGGGAGACGAGCAUGCCUUGCGAACGUUUGCUAGCUUCACGCCUGGCGGUGUUGAUCGCGUGUGGUUAUACCGAGAUACGAAGGCUCUAAACAAAAUCUUUGAAGAGCGCCGGAAACUUUGCACGAAACUCGAGAAAGCCAUAUCGAAGCUUCUGCGCAAGGCUACAGAAACGUGGCGAAUUCGGGAGAGAGUCCAUAAGAAAGACGUGAAGUUACGGAAGAAGCAGCAAAAGAAAAUGAAAGAUGUGGAGAAGGAUCAUAACCUUCUGCCUCAUGAGUUGGAACGACCACCUGCCUCGUUCGAGUUGCUAGACGAACUAGUUCCACGUGGGGAGAGGCCAAGGCAUAGAGUUGGCCUCUUGGGAUUGAUUGGACGGAAAGUGGAUACCGUCGACUGGUGUAAGGAGGAAAUAUCUAGACUGAACAUCGAAAUCGGGGAAGCCAGAAGCCAUGUAGUGAACGGAAAGUUCUUGGGAAGUGCGUUCAUCAGGUGUCGUUUACAAAUGGGUGCCCAUGUAUUAGCUCAAUGCGUGAGCUUCCAUGAGCCGAAUACCAUGUACAACAAAUGGAUGGAGGCCCAUCCGAAGGAUAUCGUGUGGAGGAAUCUAGACGAUGGUGCCCUCGAGAUGAAAUGGAGAUAUGUUACGUCUUGGGUGGCGACUGUCGGGUUGCUCAUAGCUCUGUCUUUCCCAGUGGCUUUUGUGGGGACGUUGAGUAAUGUGGAUAAUCUCUGCGAGAGAGUGCGCUGGUUAUCAUGGGUCUGUCGCGUACCAAAGCCGCUUCCUGGACUGAUUCAAGGCGUUCUUCCACCAAUCCUGUUGGCUAUUCUGUUUGCGCUAUUGCCAUUCAUACUUCGAGCGCUUGCCUGGUACGAAUGUAUACCGCGAUACUCGUUAAUGAGCGUCAGUGUAUACAAGAGAUUCUUCUUGUUUCUGGUCAUCGACGGUUUCUUGAUCGUGACCAUAACAUCGGGUAUCACAGAAGCCAUCGAAGAUAUCCUGGAGCAACCCACCCAGACAGUGUCCAAGCUUGCUCAGGAGUUGCCAGGGGCUUCAGUAUUCUUUUUGACAUACAUGAUCACGCAAGGCUUAGCUGGGGCUGGCGGCGCGUUGAUUCAGCUGAUGCCCCUCAUUCUGCACUACAUACAGAAGUGGUUCUUGGGGCGUACACCGAGACAAGCAUAUAGGGUGAACUAUCUUAUGCCUGCUGCGGAUUUGGAAACCAUCCUUCCCCGGUUGUCUCUCCUUGCCACAAUCGGUUUCGCGUAUAGUAUUAUUGCACCGCUUAUUAGCUUGCUUGCACUCGUUUCGUUCAUCAUGUUCUUCAUAGCAUGGAAGUUUUUGUUCACCCAAGUCUUCGACCAGCCAGACGAAUCGGAAACUGGUGGGAUGUACUUUCCUAUGGCCAUGUCCAACCUCUUCAUCGGUUUAUACAUCAAACAAAUUACCCUCGCCUGCCUCUUCUUCUUGAAGAUAUCCGUGUCCAAAGAGACAUCCUUGGCUGGAGGCAUUCUGAUGAUAAUUCUGUUCGUGUUCACUUUGAUGUCCCAGCUCUUCAUAAAGAAUAGCUUUGAUCCUAUCUCACAAUAUCUGCCCAUGUCGCUCGCGACAAAGAAGAUCGAAAAGCGAUACAAUGAAGCGAGGGAGACGCAGUUGGGAAUGGCAACGAGAAAGUUGGAGGAGAUAGACUUGUUCAGCCGAGAUCGCAUUCGAAGUGUUCGCAAGACCAUCAAAGCCCUCCCCAAGAAGAUUGAUCUUACGAUAGAUGUGCUCAGGGGCAAGGCCAGAGAACACGACGAAGAUACGGCGCCUGGUAUACCCAAUGAUGCAGAGAAGCGCGACCAGGAGAAAGAUACCGCGAAGGUCGAUAUCAAGGAGGCUGAUAUGACGGACAUGGCUGAGAUGGCGAACGAGAGGACGUCGGACGAUUCUACCAUCGCUGCGCACGCGACAGGCGCUUCACAGAGACAUCAGGGUAUGCCAAUGAUACAUCGAACAACCUCCAGCGCCGGCUCGAUCAAGUCUGCAAAAUCGGGGAAAAGCGAUGGCUUUCAGAAGUCUGAACUCAAGCGCAGAAGCUCCAUUCCAGUCUUUGAGCCGGCACCAGCGCCGAUGCCGCUCUCCGUAACUGAGAACGACGCCAACGAGGACGACGAAGAUCUAGCUGACCAGUUGAACGAUAACGCUUUUGACCAUCCCUCGAGCUACGUCGAACAACGCUGGAUAUGGAUACCCAAAGAUGAAUUGGGGCUGAGCGAGCUGAUAGUGGCUGAUUUGAAGGCAGCUGGAGUCCAUGCCAGCGAUUUAGGCUCAACAAUGGAUAAAAGGGGCGUCGUGGAGGUUACGAGGAGUCCACCCGAAGAGGAUGAGUAA
Molecule: messenger RNA, 2973 nt
Organism: Pleurotus ostreatus (oyster mushroom)
Lineage: Eukaryota; Fungi; Basidiomycota; Agaricomycetes; Agaricales; Pleurotaceae
Exons: 23
Coding region: 1-2973 (990 amino acids)
Cellular component (GO): plasma membrane
Molecular function (GO): calcium-activated cation channel activity
Source: RefSeq, a predicted model, not a curated record